Pocillopora damicornis (cauliflower coral) is the source of this 1958-nucleotide messenger RNA. RefSeq names its product pre-mRNA-splicing factor 38B. NCBI's taxonomy places the organism in Eukaryota, Metazoa, Cnidaria, Anthozoa, Scleractinia, Pocilloporidae. The record is from RefSeq and is a predicted model, not a curated record.
GAAGGGCUAACGCUCGAAACGUCUGCUUUGAAUUUCUUAACGGUGGCCAAUUACGUAAUCAACUCAGUUGAUAAUACCAAACUGCCUUGAACUAGAAGCCCUUAUUUUAGAGGCACAGCAUCUGCCAAAGACUUCUGAGACCAAGUUCGUCUUUUGGCGAGAAAAUGAUGUAGUAUGGUUACAUCUUAACAAAGCAUAGGCGCUUGACCCAAUUUGCUAGUACACCUCGUAUGUAGAGCGUCAGUCACUUGGCAGGCGUUUGAGGGUUAGAGUGACCAGGUCAAGGUUCUUUGAUUUGAUACCGCUAAUUUUGUUUAAACAGUUGUUUUCAUUUAGCACCUCAGACCUUGCUGUAAAUCACACUCAAUCAUAAAUGUUCUCUUCUGUGUAUUGUAUUUUUCAGGAAAUUGACCCUAAAGCUGGUGGAGGCUGCACUAUGACUAUUGGACAGAUGGUCAGGAGUUUCUUGCUUAAGUUGGAAUGGUACGGAACCUUGUUUCCUCGCAUUCCUGUUCCCGUUCAAAAGGAUAUCGAGAUAAAGCUGCGGGGGAAAGGACUGUGCGAUGACCACAAACGUACCGCGCAAGACGGCUGGGGUGAGGCGGAGGAGUUUGCUCGGCGCGCUCGCGGUGAAAGCCCCCCAAAGAGUCGACAAGACGAAGAGGAAGAUCUUCAACGAAAAUCACGUCGAAGUCGAAGUCGAAGUCGAAGUCGCGAUCGUGAUCGUGAUCGUGAUCGCGAACGGGAAAAAAGACGAAGUCGAAGUCGCGAUCGACACAGUUCGCGAAGACGAAGCAAGGAACGCCGAAGUCACGAACGAAGACGCGAUGAAAGUAAAGAACGUGAUAGAAAAAAGAGACGGAGUCGGAGCCCGAGUAGGCGAAGUAGGGACGACGACAGAAAAAGAAGAAGCCGAAGUCGGGAUAGAAACCGAGAGAAGAGACGAAGUACUGAUCGCGAAGAAUCGCGAGGAAGAAGUAGUAAGGAAGAGAAAAGAAGCCGAGAAAGGUCGCGCAGCAGAUGAAAUACAUUCUAAACUUUUAAUCAAUAUAACUCAUAUGCCCCAUGCUACUGCCAUAUAUUUCCAAAUGUACAGAUCAUGGAAUACCUAAUGCAUGUUUUUAUACUUACUUCGUGGCUAUGUGUAAAUUGCUCCAGUGAUGUGCGCUUGUCGAUCAAAUAUAGUUUUUUUUUUCAUAACCAUCCCAUGGCUUAUAGGGUGUGGCUUUUUUGAGAGACAUCUCAAGAGGUUUGCAGUUGGCUCCUUACUGCUAGCUCACUUGAAAUUAACAGAGCCAAGCAGCAGUCGCGAACGCUAUUCGUGGAAGCGUUGAGAUUUUUGGUGCCUUUUUUUUACGUUUUAGUAUAGGAAAAACUGGCUCUCCGCCUUAUUUAAGUAAUAAUUAAAAACUUUUAUCAGCAGUAUAAUACCGUUUUCUUCGAACUAAGUCUAUUCGUAUUACUCUUUAACUUUUUAAACGACCGUUGUCUUCCGUAUACGUUCAUGGUAAGAAUGUAGGUGGUUUCAAACCUAGUCACAUCCAGGGGUGUUUUCAUUUUCAACCGUAAAGAUGAUCAGAAGAAAGAAAAGGAUCUUUUAGCUGGAUAUUGUUUGAAUUGACACCAGGUACUCCGGGCUAAAAUUCUAAGAAAUAUUUGUUAGACAGUGCAUCGAGUUUUAUUAAGGUUGUGGAAGUGAUGGAGGUAAUAAAUUUCGCAGUGAACUGCAUCGAAAUGAUUUCUUCCCUUCUUAACGAACUUACUCCCGUAACCGUUUUUAGAUGGCCCGAAUUUCAGAAUGUACUCAGUUUUACUCGCCUAUGGUGGAACCUAGUACCUCUUGCCGUAGAUAUCUUUAGAAACGUUUUUACAGGACUACGACGUUAGUGGUGUUUAAUUGUGUGCAUAACUCUGUUCAUUGAUAUCUGAUUAUGAUGAGAUAUACUUAGCGAAACUUG